CUUUGGGUAUAGGCACUAGGGUUUAAGCUUUCUUCCUGCUUAAUCGUCGUCUUUGAGUCUCACACCAGUUUCAUCCAUGGCUACUGCUCUCAGAUUCCUGCUUCAAAAAUCGACUUCCCGAGCAGUAUUUCCCCCUCCAGCCGAUUGUCGUUUUGACCUCUCCCUGCUCAGAAAGCUGAGCUCCUCCUUCCUUUAUCACGGAUCAUUUUCGAAUCAUCGGGGAGAUUUUCGGUCAAGAAAUUUCUCCACGGAGGCAUCUGAGGAGGUGGUCACUCAAGACUUGAAUUCGUCUGUUGUUGCAGCUCUGAAUCUCGACACUCGUGUUCCGGCCACCGUGAUCACCGGAUUUCUGGGCUCCGGGAAGUACCAGAAUAUCUUCCAUGACUUUACAAUGCAGACCACCCUUUUGAAUCAUAUAUUAACAUCUCAACAUGGAAAGCGGAUUGCAGUCAUAGAGAAUGAGUUUGGUGAAGUAGAUAUCGAUAGUUCGCUAGUUGCUAGUCAUUCCUCGUCUAAUGAGGAUAUUAUCAUGGUAAAUAAUGGUUGUCUAUGCUGUACUGUGCGUGGAGAUCUUGUCAAAAUGUUACUGGAAUUGGUGAAGAAGAAGAGAGACAAAUUCGACCACAUUGUCAUAGAAACAACAGGUCUUGCAAAGCCUGGUCCAGUGAUUGAAACAUUUUGUAGUGACGAGCUUUUGGCACGCCAUGUGAAACUUGAUGGAGUUGUUACUUUAGUCGACUCCGUGAAUGCCAUUAAACACCUGAAUGAAGUAAAACCAAGAUUCGUGGUGAAUGAGGCUGUGGAACAAGUUGCUUUUGCAGACCGUAUUAUUUUAAACAAAAUAGAUCUGGUGAGUGAGGCUGAAGUGGAGUCACUGAAAAAACGGUUAAAGUUUAUUUCACAAGAUUAUCUCGGUUCUAUUUUCCAGCUCAUUAAUGGGAUAGCACCAAUUAAACUAGCUAAGUACGGGGAAGUCGACAUGGACUUUGUAUUGGGGGUUGGAGGUUAUGAUCUUGACAGGAUUGAAUCUGAAGUCAAAUCAGAUGAUUCUCAUUGUUCUCAUCAUCAACAUGAAACUGGAAAUGAGCAUCAUCACAAAGGGCACAAUCAUGAUCAUGUGCAUGAUUCAGCUGUCACAAGUGUCAGUAUUGUUUCGGAAGGGACCUUAGAUCUCGAUUAUUUUGAUGAUUGGCUUGAAAGAUUGGUAGACGAGAAAGGGGACGAUCUUUACAGGAUGAAAGGGAUACUCUCAGUUAGCGACUCUGAUCAGCGUUACGUCUUUCAGGCUGUACACGCUAUUUUCGAUGGGUGCCCAGGCAAGGAAUGGGGGCCCGACGAGAAGAGGGUAAACAAACUCGUGUUUAUCGGGAGGAACUUGGACGAAACUGCCCUUAGGAAAGGGUUUAAGGGCUGUUUGGCGUGAGCAGAAAGCGCGGCAAAGUCAUGGGCUUUUUGAGUAAAUUCGAUCGGUCCAUGUUAGAAAUAUGAUGCCCAAUUAUGUAUUUUGACAAUGUGAUCUUUGAAAGAAGUAAAAGCCUAGAGACAUUGUGUUAGAAAUAUGGAUGUGUAUUUAAAUUUUUUAUUUUUUAUUUUUUUAUUUUCAUUUUUUAUUUUUAUUUAUGGGGGUGAUAUU
Molecule: messenger RNA, 1633 nt
Organism: Striga asiatica
Lineage: Eukaryota; Viridiplantae; Streptophyta; Magnoliopsida; Lamiales; Orobanchaceae
Source: the annotation of a GenBank genome assembly